This is a messenger RNA of Centruroides sculpturatus (bark scorpion), 4440 nucleotides long. RefSeq lists its product as uncharacterized. The transcript has 5 exons. NCBI's taxonomy places the organism in Eukaryota, Metazoa, Arthropoda, Arachnida, Scorpiones, Buthidae. The record is from RefSeq and is a predicted model, not a curated record. Gene Ontology annotation, molecular function: protein binding. The coding region runs from base 213 to 3983 and encodes 1256 amino acids.
AUUAAAAUGAAGUGUGAGGUGACUGUAUUAGUUACUUUGUGUAAAUGGAGGAAGUAGAUAUGUUUUAAAAGGAAGCCACGUCAUUCGACACUCGUGACUUAUUAAUUACUAAAACUUUCAUUUUUAAAUAAACAGAAUUCUAUAGUAAAGUAGCAUACUUAUUCGUCUCGAAUAAUAAUAAUAAAGUUACUAAACAACAAGAAAUUUUCAAUAUGUGUAGGUCUAUCUUGUGCAUCUUAUUUUUACACAUUCAUAUCGCUGUAGUAUAUUCUUCUUGGAACGUUCACAAUAAUACAUGCAAAAACGUAGAUCAAACAGAAAAAAUAAACUUGGCCGGAUGUAUCACAAAAUUUGAUUCUCAAAGUCGUUUGCACGCCGAAUGUGAGAUGUAUACUUAUAUGAUGCAUUACAGUAAAUUAUUCGGAUUUUGGAAAGAUGUUCUUUUAUUGAAUGUUGGAUUAGUGAGUGAAGAACCUGUACAAAACCUUACAAAACCCGUUUGUUUACUAUUAGGAAAUAUCACAAUUUUUAAGUCCCGUCAACCUGUUGAUUAUGAAAAUCAUAAUAAUUAUUUUAUAUUAUCACCAGAUUUCUUGAAUCAGGGUUUCAGUGAAAUAGAGGAAAUGAAAUUCGUAAUUAAAUUCCAUAAGAAAAGAGCGUACGCAAUUGCUUCUAGUAACGGAUAUUGCAGUGUUUUAUCUUUUCAUGAUAAACAAAUUAAUGAAAGCCAAAAUUGCACUAUUUAUAUUGACGCAAUUAAAGAAAUGAUAUUCACCAAAUUCUGGUUUCAGGAUGAUCCCCAUAAUUGCAGUUUAUUACAAUGCAUAAUGAUAUGUUUGGACGAGGUUUUCUUUGUAAAAGAUGCUGUUAUAGAUAUUCUCAAAGUUGAUUUUACGUCAGCCGUUGAAACACCAAUAAUCUUUUUCCAAUUUCUUUCAUUAUUCAAUAUUACAAAAUUGGAUCUUUCUAAAAAUUAUUUUGAUAUAAUAGAGAAAGAUCAAUGUCCAGAAUUUCCAUCAUUAAUUAGUUUGGAUUUAAGUCAAGGCGACAUAAAGUUUAUUGAAUCAAAUGCUUUUGAAGACUUUAACCAUUUGCGAGAAUUGAAUCUCAGUCACAACAAAUUACAGUCCGUACCUGAAACUAUAUCACUUCUACCUACUUUAAGAAUACUCGAUCUGUCUGAAAACCAUAUUUAUAAUCUAAACACAUCGUCAGCAUCUAAUAUUACUGUAUUAAUACUUCGAGGUAAUCGUUUGCUUACACUGAAAUCAUCUUCAUUAAUUUCAUAUCCGAAACUUCAGCAUCUCGACUUAUCUAAAUGCUCUUUGAUCAAUCUUCAUCCAGGUGUAUUUAACAACUGCAUAUUUCUGGAAUAUUUAGACUUAUCUGAAAAUCAUCUUUCUUCUCUUCCGAAAAACUUUUUCGUUGGUAUUACUUCACUUAAAAUGCUUAAUUUAACGAAUAAUUAUUUUGUUGUGAUUCCUGACUUGCAUCCCAUUGUAUUUUUACAAACAUUAGACAUGUCGUAUAAUUUCUUGAAGAAUAUAUCUAAAUCAAGUAACGUUCGGCUAGAAAAUAUGAUUUUAGCGCACAACAGCAUCAAAGAAUGGGAAUAUCUUAUGGACUUUUCGAAAACAAAAUAUCUAGACUUGAGCAGAAAUGAGAUUUCAGUAGUGACUGUUGAAAUGGCAGAAUCGUUUUUAGGAGUUCAAGUAGAAUUAAGUGAAAAUCCAUUUGACUGUUCGCCCUGUUCUAUUAACCUGUUUUAUGACUGGUUUAAGAAAGCGAAUGUAAAUUGUAUAGAUUGUAUCUGCGCUACUCCUAAAUCUGACAGAGGAAGAAACGUGUUAACGCUUUCUAGCAAGACUUUGUGCAAUCAAAAUUCUAAAUGGAGCAAGUUUUUCAUAGGUGGUUGUGUGAUUUUUGUCAUAGGAAUUUUGUGUGUUAUAGCGACUGCCUUAAUCACUUUUCGAAUAAGUAAAAAGUAUACUACACACUUGAGCAGAAAUGAGAUUUCAGUAGUGACUGUUGAAAUGGCAGAAUCGUUUUUAGGAGUUCAAGUAGAAUUAUGUGAAAAUCCAUUUGACUGUUCGCCCUGUUCUAUUAACCUGUUUUAUGACUGGUUUAAGAAAGCGAAUAAUAAAUUACGGUUAAUUCUAUUUAAUAUUAUAAAUAUAAAUUUAUAUAUAUUUUCAGGUAGGUCUAUCUUGUGCAUCUUAUUUUUACACAUUCAUAUCGCUGUAGUAUAUUCUUCUUGGAACGUUCACAAUAAUACAUGCAAAAACGUAGAUCAAACAGAAAAAAUAAACUUGGCCGGAUGUAUCACAAAAUUUGAUUCUCAAAGUCGUUUGCACGCCGAAUGUGAGAUGUAUACUUAUAUGAUGCAUUACAGUAAAUUAUUCGGAUUUUGGAAAGAUGUUCUUUUAUUGAAUGUUGGAUUAGUGAGUGAAGAACCUGUACAAAACCUUACAAAACCCGUUUGUUUACUAUUAGGAAAUAUCACAAUUUUUAAGUCCCGUCAACCUGUUGAUUAUGAAAAUCAUAAUAAUCAUUUUAUAUUAUCACCAGAUUUCUUGAAUCAGGGUUUCAGUGAAAUAGAGGAAAUGAAAUUCGUAAUUAAAUUCCAUAAGAAAAGAGCGUACGCAAUUGCUUCUAGUAACGGAUAUUGCAGUGUUUUAUCUUUUCAUGAUAAACAAAUUAAUGAAAGCCAAAAUUGCACUAUUUAUAUUGACGCAAUUAAAGAAAUGAUAUUCACCAAAUUCUGGUUUCAGGAUGAUCCCCAUAAUUGCAGUUUAUUACAAUGCAUAAUGAUAUGUUUGGACGAGGUUUUCUUUGUAAAAGAUGCUGUUAUAGAUAUUCUCAAAGUUGAUUUUACGUCAGCCGUUGAAACACCAAUAAUCUUUUUCCAAUUUCUUUCAUUAUUCAAUAUUACAAAAUUGGAUCUUUCUAAAAAUUAUUUUGAUAUAAUAGAGAAAGAUCAAUGUCCAGAAUUUCCAUCAUUAAUUAGUUUGGAUUUAAGUCAAGGCGACAUAAAGUUUAUUGAAUCAAAUGCUUUUGAAGACUUUAACCAUUUGCGAGAAUUGAAUCUCAGUCACAACAAAUUACAGUCCGUACCUGAAACUAUAUCACUUCUACCUACUUUAAGAAUACUCGAUCUGUCUGAAAACCAUAUUUAUAAUCUAAACACAUCGUCAGCAUCUAAUAUUACUGUAUUAAUACUUCGAGGUAAUCGUUUGCUUACACUGAAAUCAUCUUCAUUAAUUUCAUAUCCGAAACUUCAGCAUCUCGACUUAUCUAAAUGCUCUUUGAUCAAUCUUCAUCCAGGUGUAUUUAACAACUGCAUAUUUCUGGAAUAUUUAGACUUAUCUGAAAAUCAUCUUUCUUCUCUUCCGAAAAACUUUUUCGUUGGUAUUACUUCACUUAAAAUGCUUAAUUUAACGAAUAAUUAUUUUGUUGUGAUUCCUGACUUGCAUCCCAUUGUAUUUUUACAAACAUUAGACAUGUCGUAUAAUUUCUUGAAGAAUAUAUCUAAAUCAAGUAACGUUCGGCUAGAAAAUAUGAUUUUAGCGCACAACAGCAUCAAAGAAUGGGAAUAUCUUAUGGACUUUUCGAAAACAAAAUAUCUAGACUUGAGCAGAAAUGAGAUUUCAGUAGUGACUGUUGAAAUGGCAAAAUCGUUUUUAGGAGUUCAAGUAGAAUUAAGUGAAAAUCCAUUUGACUGUUCGCCCUGUUCUAUUAACCUGUUUUAUGACUGGUUUAAGAAAGCGAAUGUAAAUUGUAUAGAUUGUAUCUGCGCUACUCCUAAAUCUGACAGAGGAAGAAACGUGUUAACGCUUUCUAUCAAGACUUUGUGCAAUCAAAAUUCUAAAAGGAGCAAGUUUUUCAUAGGUGGGUGUGUGAUUUUUGUCAUAGGAAUUUUGUGUGUUAUAGCGACUGCCUUAAUCACUUUUCGAAUAAGUAAAAAGUAUACUACACGUUUAUAAACUAAAUGUAUAAAUAAUUAAGAUUCAUAUUUUUACUUAUUUCAAUAUUACAUGAUAAAUAAUGUAUUAAAUUUUCAUUUUAAUGUUUUGAAUUUUGUAAUUAUUAUUCAAAUAUGUUUGUAUGAUACUGUGUGUUUACAGUACUUUGAAACAUCACCGUUUAAAUUCUUAAUAACCUAAGCAUAUUUUUUUAAAUUAUAAACGACUAUACUAUAUAAUAUUAAUACACCAACGUCAAAGCUUUUCUGGUAACGUUGUUUGUUAUUGUUGGUGCUGUAGUUACGCGUUAAAAAUGGCUACGGUACUUCUAAUCUAAAAAAUCUGAAGAAAAUAGAUAUUUUUACAUGGUAUAUUGACUUAAGAUUAAUCUUAGGCAUGCAGCAAAAAUUCAGUAAUGAGUGGUACUUUGUGUGGCAUUUUAAUUGUUAAGAAUUAAAAUUGUAAAGUUUCAAACAAU